AUGGGGUGUGCACAUUGUGCUUCUGAGAAAAGCCAACCAAGCAGUAUGUAUCCAGCAGACUGUGUGCCAAGAUUUCAGCUUCGAAGCAUGAAGCAUAAUGGCCAGCAGCAGCACCGCCACCCAGGACGAUUUCGUGGUGGUGUGGAUGAGAAGUACAAACUCGUAAGGAAGAUCGGGGCUGGCUCCUUCGGUGACAUCUAUCUGGCCAUCAGCGUCACCAAUGGCGAGGAGGUGGCGGUGAAAUUAGAGCCCAGGAAGGCCAGGCACCCGCAGCUGCUGUACGAGAGCAAGCUGUAUAAGAUCCUUGAGGGCGGGGUGGGCAUCCCCCGCAUGCGGUGGUACGGGCAGGCAAGAGAGUACAACGCGCUGGUCACCGACCUUCUGGGGCCCAGCCUGGAAGAUCUCUUUAACCUGUGCUCCCGGAGGUUUACCAUCAAAACUGUGCUCAUGUUAGCUGAUCAGAUGAUCUGUAGAAUCGCAUAUAUGCAUAGAAAGAACUUUAUACACCGAGACAUCAAACCCCAGAACUUCCUCAUGGGCAGCAGACGUCACUGUAAUAAAUCUUCUGAAACAACAGGAAAGACGAAAAGGAGCAGCACGGCUGCAAGUACUUCCCAGAGCACAUCUUUAUCAGCAUUAAAGCAGCUAUUCCUUAUUGAUUUCAGUUUGGCCAAAAAGUACAAAGACAACAAGACAAAGCAACACAUACCAUACAGAGAAGAUUUAAACCUUACAGGGACCGUCCGAUAUACUAGCAUCAAUGCGCAUCUGGGCAUUGAACAGAGUCGCCGGGACGAUAUGGAAUCCUUAGGCUAUGUCCUCAUGUAUUUUAAUAGAAGCAGCCUGCCAUGCCUCGGCUUCUUUUAUGAGCUUCAGACCUGUGUAUCAGGUUACUGA
This is a messenger RNA of Myotis davidii, 897 nucleotides long. It is a transcript of the gene CSNK1A1L, whose product is annotated as casein kinase 1 alpha 1 like. The record is from RefSeq and is a predicted model, not a curated record. The transcript has 3 exons. The coding region runs from base 1 to 897 and encodes 298 amino acids. Gene Ontology annotation, biological process: negative regulation of canonical Wnt signaling pathway; signal transduction; peptidyl-serine phosphorylation. NCBI's taxonomy places the organism in Eukaryota, Metazoa, Chordata, Mammalia, Chiroptera, Vespertilionidae. Gene Ontology annotation, cellular component: cytoplasm; nucleus. Gene Ontology annotation, molecular function: ATP binding; protein serine/threonine kinase activity.